Molecule: messenger RNA, 2334 nt
Organism: Malurus melanocephalus (red-backed fairy wren)
Lineage: Eukaryota; Metazoa; Chordata; Aves; Passeriformes; Maluridae
Gene: AP5S1
Product: adaptor related protein complex 5 subunit sigma 1
Exons: 2
Coding region: 24-608 (194 amino acids)
Biological process (GO): endosomal transport; double-strand break repair via homologous recombination
Cellular component (GO): AP-type membrane coat adaptor complex; cytosol; lysosome
Source: RefSeq, a predicted model, not a curated record
GUGGCCGGUACCGUGGCGUGGCCAUGGUCCGGGCCUUCGUGCUGCUGGCGCCGGGCGGGCCCGCCGGCCACACCCCCUGCCGCGUGCUGUACGCGCGCACCUUCGGGACCCCCCCCGASACCGCCCCCGGGGGGCCCCGGCAGCGCCUUCGCCGCAAGGAGCAGCUGCUGGUCGUGGCCAGGCAAGUGGCCUCCCAGUGCCAGCUGCUUCACUCAUCCUUGGGACGCCCAGCCUCCCCACAAAUCCCCCAGCUCCCUGAUGAGCCGAUGUCACUCCAAGAUGCCCCAGGGGGUCUUUUCCAGAUGGCCCCCGGAGACCCAUUCCCUGAGCRGGUGACAGUAGUCUGGUUAUCAGUGCUGACCCUCGCCUUCGCCUUGGUUUGUGAACCCCAAGAGAAUCUAUCAUUGGCUGAGAUCACCCUGCGGCGCCUGGCUCCCCGCCUGCUCCUGUCCCUGCGCCUCCUCGGCCCUGGGGCUGAUGUUUUGCUCCGUCCUGAUGCUGCCGAUGGCCUCCUGGAUCGUCUCCUGCCCCAUGGGCAGAUGCUUUUCCUCAAUGAACAUUUCCUYCAGGCGAUGGACCGGGAGCUGGGCAUCAAAGUGUCCCGCUGAGCUACACAUGACAUUCCUGCCCACCACACCCAGAUACUUUUUGGGGAUGAGAGACAAGGGAGGGAUCUGAGAUGGUCUCCAAGCCCUACCGGAAUGGAUGAGAAAAGUAGCUCCGGAAUAACGAGSAAUGUGCCAGCUAAGAGCAGGGGUUUGAUCCAUUUAUCCCCUGAUGCUGUCAUGAGAGAGUUAAUAGCCKCCCCAUAAAUCCACCUGGAGCUGGGACAGUGCCAUGUUCCUGUGCCAUUUUCCUGCACCACAUUACUGCACCAGUCCAUGUGCAUGUGACAGCAAGUGGAGGCUCUGUGUGGACAUGAAKGGACCUAAAAGAGUGACCCUGGGUUACCCUGGCUGGGCAUUGUGGGGCAGGCAGGGCGUCCCCGCCUAUGGCUCUGGGAUGGGACCUCACUAGGGGACACAGGGAAACCAGGGGUGUGCAACCAACCCCGCAGCAUUGGGGUCUCUGUGUGGGGGCUUAAAUAAACAGGCAGUGAGGCAGGAUGUGGCCAUGUGCCUGGCACAGCAGGGUGAGCUCUGCUUAGGGCCAGGGGACCCAUGUGACACCCUGGGAGGGGACAGGAACUGGCACCUACCCAGCUCUGCAGGGUGCAGUGGGGAGCAGAGCCCUACCUUUGCAGUUUCUGGGUGCUGGGAGAAAGGAUCUGGCAUGCAGGACUCUUCCGCCAGUGUGCCGGGAACAGGCUGGGCACUGCCAGGCCCUGGAGAGGAGCUGUCACAGGGCCAGACCUCGAAGURCUUCCCCUCUUAACUGCACCUGUAAACCUGGCGCACCUGAAGAGGGGUGCUGGGCACUGACUGCGCUUUAGCCAUUAUGGGGGUUCUCACUGUGUGCUGGAGGUGUGGGGGUGAUGGUGCCCACUGUGGCAUCCCAGCCUUAAUGGGAAGGGAGCACCAAAUCUCAGCAGCAAAUGCAGCAUUUUCAGCUUCCCAUGCAGUAGCAGCUGUCAUAUACUGCACCCACAGCUGGGCUUGAAUACAACCCAGAGCCAAAGAGACAUUAAAUUGGAGUGUUCCAAUGGUGUUAGCAAUUAACUGUUGCUGAAAACCAACUGUAAUCUGCAUGUAUACAACAGGGCRAUGUGGGGAGAGAGGCAGAGCCCACCGCAAAACCAUCCCAGGCCCCAACUGCUGGCACUUUGAACCUCCUUCACGUCCUCCAUGCUCCAUAACUGAGCUGGCUUUCGUUAACCAUUACAGCUUGGGCGUGGCAGGAGGGCGGUGAUGCCAGGGCUCCUGGGCACCAGAGCACACGGAGCCCUGACAGGUAUGGCUGCACCASUGACAGGGGCCCUGAGUGUCAGAGCCUUCCCUGCAGCUCCACAACCCUGUGGCACUCACUAAAAGGGCUGUAGCUGGGGGAGAAGUSAAGAAAAUGGAAGGAGAGGUGAUGCUGGGCUCCAUUCCCAACCUCUCGUGGCUUGGGAUUAGUGCAUGGCCUGCAUCCACGUUAUCAGAGUGGCAUCCUGCCAAGGACCAGGGCAUGCCCCUAUGGCACUGGCARUACCUCUGCCACGUGUGAUCUGGGCUGGACUUUGCCUGAUGAGGCUCUGCYCUGGRCACAGUCCUGCCACAGGACCCAGCCUUGGGUUGCAGAGGGUGCCAGCAGGGAARACAGCCAGUGCUGUGUGGACGCGCUGUCAGCCAUGGAGCAGGAAGAUGGGAUGAGGCAGGAGCUGGGCAGCCUCCAUGGCAUGCCUCUCUUCAAGGC